Molecule: messenger RNA, 1941 nt
Organism: Knipowitschia caucasica
Lineage: Eukaryota; Metazoa; Chordata; Actinopteri; Gobiiformes; Gobiidae
Source: the annotation of a GenBank genome assembly
AUGAGCUGCUGCUGCCCUCUGCUGGUGCACCCGGGUCACUGCAGCCUCCGCUUUCACAGCUCUCUCAACUCCUGGAGUCAGAGUCUGGUCUGGCCUCACUUCACUGGCUCACAGGGACAGAGAGAGCACAUCACUUCACUGGCUCACAGGGACAGAGAGCACAUCACUUCACUGGCUCACAGGGACAGAGAGCACAUCACUUCACUGGCUCACAGGGACAGAGAGCACAUCACUUCACUGGCUCACAGGGACAGAGAGAGCACAUCACUUCACUGGCUCACAGGGACAGAGAGCACAUCACUUCACUGGCUCACAGGGACAGAGAGCACAUCACUUCACUGGCUCACAGGGACAGAGAGAGCACAUCACUUCACUGGCUCACAGGGACAGAGAGAGCACAUCACUUCACUGGCUCACAGGGACAGAGAGAGCACAUCACUUCACUGGCUCACAGGGACAGAGAGAGCACAUCACUUCACUGGCUCACAGGGAGAGAGAGAGCACAUCACUUCACUGGCUCACAGGGACAGAGAGAGCACAUCACUUCACUGGCUCACAGGGAGAGAGAGAGAGCACAUCACUUCACUGGCUCACAGGGACAGAGAGAGCACAUCUCUUCACUGGCUCACAGGGACAGAGAGCACAUCACUUCACUGGCUCACAGGUACAGAGAGCACAUCACUUCACUGGCUCACAGGGACAGAGAGAGCACAUCACUUCACUGGCUCACAGGGACAGAGAGAGCACAUCACUUCACUGGCUCACAGGGACAGAGAGAGCACAUCACUUCACUGGCUCACAGGGACAGAGAGAGCACAUCACUUCACUGGCUCACAGGGACACAGAGAGCACAUCACUUCACUGGCUCACAGGUACAGAGAGCACAUCACUUCACUGGCUCACAGGUACAGAGAGCACAUCACUUCACUGGCUCACAGGUACAGAGAGCACAUCACUUCACUGGCUCACAGGGACAGAGAGAGCACAUCACUUCACUGGCUCACAGGGACAGAGAGCACAUCACUUCACUGGCUCACAGGGACAGAGAGAGCACAUCACUUCACUGGCUCACAGGGACAGAGAGCACAUCACUUCACUGGCUCACAGGGACAGAGAGAGCACAUCACUUCACUGGCUCACAGGUACAGAGAGGACAUCACUUCACUGGCUCACAGGGACAGAGCACAUCACUUCACUGGCUCACAGGUACAGAGAGAGCACAUCACUUCACUGGCUCACAGGGACAGAGAGAGCACAUCACUUCACUGGCUCACAGGGACAGAGAGCACAUCACUUCACUGGCUCACAGGGACAGAGAGAGCACAUCACUUCACUGGCUCACAGGGACAGAGAGAGCACAUCACUUCACUGGCUCACAGGUACAGAGAGAGCACAUCACUUCACUGGCUCACAGGGACAGAGAGAGCACAUCACUUCACUGGCUCACAGGGACAGAGAGCACAUCACUUCACUGGCUCACAGGUACAGAGAGCACAUCACUUCACUGGCUCACAGGGACAGAGCACAUCACUUCACUGGCUCACAGGUACAGAGAGAGCACAUCACUUCACUGGCUCACAGGUACAGAGAGCACAUCACUUCACUGGCUCACAGGUACAGAGAGAGCACAUCACUUCACUGGCUCACAGGUACAGAGAGAGCACAUCACUUCACUGGCUCACAGGGACAGAGAGAGCACAUCACUUCACUGGCUCACAGGUACAGAGAGAGCACAUCACUUCACUGGCUCACAGUCCGUCCGCCCCAGGGCAGCUGUGGCUGUGUGUCCGCCCCAGGGCAGCUGUGGCUGUGUGUCCGCCCCAGGGCAGCUGUGGCUGUGUGUCCGCCCCAGGGCAGCUGUGGCUCCUCGCCCGUAUGGCUUGCCUCACACAGAUGGCUUUUCUCUGCAGCUCGAGUAUUGCAGUUGGGGCUUAUUGCUGA